Entelurus aequoreus (snake pipefish) is the source of this 4383-nucleotide messenger RNA. It is a transcript of the gene pde4cb, whose product is annotated as phosphodiesterase 4C, cAMP-specific b. Gene Ontology annotation, cellular component: cytosol; perinuclear region of cytoplasm; nucleus. The transcript has 18 exons. Gene Ontology annotation, molecular function: 3',5'-cyclic-AMP phosphodiesterase activity. Lineage: Eukaryota; Metazoa; Chordata; Actinopteri; Syngnathiformes; Syngnathidae. Gene Ontology annotation, biological process: signal transduction. The coding region runs from base 283 to 2556 and encodes 757 amino acids. The record is from RefSeq and is a predicted model, not a curated record.
UAGAGUUGUUUACCCUGUCAUGUGACCAGUCGGUGACGUCACUGUGACGUAGUGCCACUCGGCGCAGCAUGUAGCAGAGUUUGAAGUCGAACAAUUCAACUUACCUGCGGCAAUAAAAAAAAAAAAAAAAAAAUUAACGGCGGCGAUAAGAGUCGCCGUGUGGACUUUUUUAAAGAAGAGGAGGCGGUUUUUACUCCCCCAUGUUGGUGAAGAGACGCCACCGAAAGAAGCGCAGUCCUCGUCUGUCCGCUGCUGUCCUGCUGCAACACCUAACCGGUAUCAAUGUCUUGGCUUGAGGCUCGUAGAGAGUCCCUUCCUGUGGUCCACCAGGUGGUGAGACGCCGCUACUCCGGGCCUUUGCAUCUUCCGCCAGUGUGGAGGAGACACUCAUGUCAGGACCACCCUUCAGACAGCCGGAGGAUUUCUGCAAGCUAUGGCCUACCGCUGCACCGCCUGGAGGUUCUGUACCGGCGAGCGCUGGCCAGUCAUGAUGAACACCGUUUCGAUGUGGAGAAUGGCCUCUCAGUGGGUCGCAGUCCUCUGGACGCUCAGACCAGUCCCGGGUCAGGCCUGGUCCUCCAGUCCAAUGUACCGCACAGUCAGCGUCGCGAGUCCUUCCUCUACCGCUCCGACUCGGAUUAUGACCUCUCGCCCAAAACCAUGUCGCGCAACUCAUCGACCGCCAGCGACUUGGAGGACGGAUUGAAGCAAUGCGAAGUCGGUUGGAUACCCCGGCACGGAGAAGACAUGAUAGUUACUCCAUUUGCACAGAUUCUCGCCAGUCUACGCACAGUGAGAAGUAACUUCGCUGUUCUCACACAUUUGCAAGACCGUGUGGGAAACAAGUGGCCGCCAAGCAGCAACCAGUCGCCUCUGUGCAAACCAUGCCACUCAGAGGAGCCUUAUCAAAAACUAGCAAUGGAGACUCUGGAAGAGCUGGACUGGUGUCUGGACCAGUUGGAGACGCUGCAGACGAGACAUUCGGUCAGCGAGAUGGCUUCUAAUAAGUUUAAGAGGAUGCUAAACCGAGAACUGACUCAACUAUCAGAGACCAGUCGCUCAGGGAAUCAGGUGUCGGAGUUCAUCGCCAAUACCUUUUUAGAGAAACAACAUGAUGUGGAGAUCUUGUCUCCACCGCCAAAGGAGAAGGAGAAGAAGAAGAGGCCCAUGUCACAGAUCAUCGGUGUGAAGAAGACCACACCGAGCCCCAGCCUCGCAACUACUUCCAUCCCUCGUUUUGGAGUCAACACCCCACAGGAGAACCUGCUGGCCAGCGAGAUUGAGGACCUUAACCGUUGGGGUCUGGAUAUAUUCAAGAUAGCGGAACUAUCUGGAAACCGCCCUUUGACGGUCAUCAUGUACUCCAUCUUCCAGGAGCGAGAGCUUUUGAAAACCUUUAAAAUCCCAAUGACCACCUUCGUCACCUUCAUGAUGACGUUAGAGGACCAUUACCAUGCUGAUGUAGCGUACCACAACAACAUCCACGCUGCUGACGUGGUGCAGUCAACACACGUGCUGCUGUCCACUCCGGCUCUAGAGGCUGUCUUUACAGAUUUAGAGAUCAUGGCUGUUUUGUUUGCCAGUGCCAUCCACGAUGUUGACCACCCGGGGGUCACUAACCAGUUCCUAAUAAACACAAGUUCUGAGCUGGCGUUGAUGUACAACGAUGCCUCAGUGCUAGAGAACCAUCACCUUGCUGUGGGCUUCAAACUGCUCCAAGGGGACGACUGUGACAUCUUCCAGAACCUCAGCAAGAAACAGCGAGAUUCCCUCCGCAAGAUGGUGAUCGAUAUGGUGCUAGCCACAGAUAUGUCCAAACAUAUGAACUUCUUGGCGGACAUGAAGACAAUGGUGGAGACCAAGAAAGUCACCAGCUUGGGAGUUCUGCUUCUUGACAACUAUUCAGACCGAAUCCAGGUUCUCCAGAACAUGGUUCAUUGUGCCGACCUCAGCAACCCAACCAAGCCUCUGGAAAUGUACCGACAGUGGACGGACCGCAUCAUGGUGGAGUUCUUCACACAGGGAGACAGAGAGCGGGACAAGGGAAUGGAAAUCAGUCCCAUGUGCGACAAACACAAUGCCUCCAUUGAGAAGAGCCAGGUGGGCUUCAUCGACUACAUCGUGCACCCUCUGUGGGAGACAUGGGCAGACCUGGUGCACCCUGAUGCUCAGGACAUGCUGGACACCCUGGAGGACAACAGGGAGUGGUACCAGAGCAUGAUCCCUUGUAGCCCCGAGCCCUCCAGCCCUGAGCCGUCUCACACCGACGUCAGACCAGGGGGCACCGCGGUGGGGCCCAACCUCGCGACGGGGCUCAGCGGGGACAAGUUCCAGUUUGAACUCACGCUGGAGGAAGAGGAGGAAGAUGAGGAGUUGGACUCGGACCUGGAAAGUCCGCUGGACGACGACCUCCCGUUGGGGGCGGAGCGGCACCAGGACUCGCCCUCCCCCUCCACGUCCCCGGAUGCCGGCAGCAGGUACCGCCCCCCUUCGCCUCGCCCGCUGUGGGCCUUAAUGGGACAUGAGUCUGACGUUGCCGAGCGGCCACCCUCGUAGAGAGCCUUGAAGGGCGCACAACAACCAGCACAACCUGCCCUGCCCAUGAGACACAGCAGCUUGGGAGUUAGGCAGGGUGGGCCCUAACCUACCAAGAAAGUCUGUAAAAUCACCACAGUCCCUUUACACUGGAGACAGCCUCUCUGUAGACGGAGGGACGAUCGCCCUCUUUUUUUUCCCCCCCUACAUUCGCCUCUCUUCGGGUGCCUAAAGUCUUUAUUUGCCACCAUGCUUUAGGAGCGUGUCCACUGCAAUCGAAGCGUAAAGAAGGAAGAAGUUAUGUGACACUCUUCCAGAACAAAAGGUAACAAACGUCUUCCUCCUAAAUAACCCACAUGUGGACAUGAGUGAGUUGUGUGCGACAGGGUCUUUGAAAAGACUUUUUUUUAAAUUUUAUUUCAUGUUUAAACAUUUUAACUGAGCAGCGAGAGAAUCAACGGACCUAGACCUCAGGGUAUGAAAAGUCAAAGGGAAUGUAGCGUGGAUGUCCUCCCCCGUCUGAUUUACCUCCAGAGACCAACAAGUUAGUCUCUGCAUUUAAUUAAAACCCUUUAAAUUAGGCACGGAAAGCAAUCACGUUUAUCAUCAAACCAGCUUGUAGCACCGCACAGAUUGAGCACUCAAGAAGACACUACCUGUAUCGAAGCUUUGUUUUAGUUUUUUAUACCUGAGAUUUAUUUAAAUGGCGUCCUUGUUUCAAACGUAUGUCUUUUAUCACUUAUUCCUUGUACAUUUGCUGGUCUUUUCUUGUGUUUAUGUGCUUGAAAAGCAUUUUUUUUAUUGUUAUCAGGGUGCCUCCAGUCCGCAGUAGCACUUUACCAUUUCUGUCACUCGGCUCUUUUUAACGUGUUCCAAAGGGCUUCACCCACUGGAUGCCUGCACAUCGUAAACACAGACCAGUUACCUGAAGGCGGGCAGGAAAAAAAUACCCACUUGGAAUGUUACAAACUAGUAAAACAUCUUUUUAGAGGACUUAAAAACUCUUUCAGCAUUUCACCAUUUUAUGUUGUAGCCUUGAAUUUAUUUUUGUCCUCAAAAUUCUGCACACAAUACCUCAUGAAUGACAAUUUGAAGUUUUUUGUUUUUUUGCAAAUGUAGUAAAAAUUAAAAAACUAACUAAAUCACAUGUACAUUAAGUAUUCACAGCCUUUGCUAAAUACUUUGUUGAUGAGGAAGAGGAAUGGGCCAAACUGCCCAAAGAUAGUGUGCCAAGCUUGUGGCAUCAAAUAAAUAAAAAAAAUUGUGGCUGUAACUCCUGCCAAAGGUGCAUCAAAGUAUUGAGCAAAGGCUGUGAAUUAUUCUGUACAUGUCAAUUUUAAUUAUCCCACUUUAGAAUAAGGCUGCAACACAAAAUGUGGGAAAAACUAAAGCGCUGUGAAUACUUUCUGGAUGCACUGUAAUUGCCAUCAUCAGUGUUUUCCCACUGGACUGCAAUCCAUUUGUGGCAGAAAGUGAGCAUCAACAAAAAAAAACAUGAAAAGCAAAACAAGUACGCUUAAAAAUACAAUUGAAACGUUCCUUCUGUCACUAUUUUUAUGUCACAAGCAGCACAGUGCUGCCUCUUAGAGCUUUUAGAUGAAAGGCAGUGCCCACAUCACCCGUUGCUUGCUGAGAAGAGCGAUGUGUGCUUGCAUGUCAGCCUGCUCAAGUCCCCAAAAAGACAAUCUAGAUCACGGGUGUCAAAGUCAUUACCAUUGAGGGCCACGUUCAGGUAUGGCUGCUGAGAACAGUGAAAAUUAUAUAUAUAUAUAUAUAUAUAUAUAUAUGAAUAUAAAUGUAUAGUUGCUUCAUAAUUACAUUGCCUGCCUAAGCAUUUUAUAUAUAUGU